Messenger RNA from Striga asiatica, 3635 nucleotides. Lineage: Eukaryota; Viridiplantae; Streptophyta; Magnoliopsida; Lamiales; Orobanchaceae. The record is from the annotation of a GenBank genome assembly.
UGUUAUCUUAUGGUGGCCUCAAGUGUCAAUGGUUUGUGUUUGAACUUGUUUUAUUACUAAUCUUCCGAAACUCGAACAUGCUUUGGUCGAGUGAAAAAUGAACACAGCUAGUUUAAACGAGUCGAACUGGGACCUGCCUUAAUGUGUUUUCCGAACAUGUGUUCGUGUUCUAGCUUUGUUCAUCAUGUCUAUGGACCUGAUUGAGUGCAAUUAUGAACUUGGUUCCAACCAAAUUAUGAGCCUUUAGCAAUUUAUGUGUUCAUUUUACACUUGCAUCAAUUUCACAAGGUUUUUUUCAAAAUCAGAAACGCAUUAGAAACUGUGUACAUCUGAUAUAUUAUUGCCUUCAAGUUUAAAAAUUAACUGUCAUUGACAUGUAUUUAUUAGGACAGCAAAAUCGUGGCUGGAUCACACCAUAUAUGGGUCCGUCAAAAUCAAAAUACAAAUAAGAUGAGAUCUCUAUUCCACCAGUCAACUGAAGAUAAUUCUUGUAAAAAUGCAUUUAACUUGUUUAGCAACUUUGGUAUAUUAUAUUGUUUCAAUGUCCAAACAAAAAGAUGGGAAUAUAACAAUCAUUAUUGCAACGUGAAAAUAUAUCCUUAAGCAUAUAAAAACAAAUUCAAUAGUCUUUUCAGUUCAAAAGGAAGAGUUAACAAAUAUUGUCGAAUUGGUGACCAUAAUAAAUUAAUAAUAGGUGGUUUUAAAUUUAUAUGAUAAAAUCGGUAAAUUGCAUUAUAAAGGUCUACAUCAAAUUAUUAAAUUAUAAUUGAAAGAAGCGGCCAGGAAUGUUGCUGUCGGUGGUGGUUCAUGUGGAAAUGGACGGGUUACAGCAUAACCGGCGAAGGAGUUGGAUCUGUAACAUAAAUGAGUUCCUUUUUGUCCAUCAGACAGAUGCUCUUUCUGAUGCUUUGUUGAUAGGGAUGUAUAUUAUGGCUUGUUAUGUGCCUUCUUUAUUUGGGUUCAGUUGUGUUCUUAGUUCUUACCUUUUGGUCUAUCAGUACUUUAGCCCUUUUCUUCUUCUUCUUUUCUUGUACCUUUGUUGGCCCAUAGAUCUGAAUGUGAAAAAGGAGGGAAUUUUGAGGAUGAAGGAUAAAAAGAGUCCCAAUAACAAAGAAAAGGUCCGCUCUGCAAGGCCUGACACACGGGAUCGUAGGCCACAGGAGAAGAAUGGCGGCAGAAACCCAAAAGCUAGACAGAAUAACACCAAACCACCACAUGAAAAAGUGAUCAGCAACAUGUUAGUCAACGAGACGAAAGCUGCCGUGGAUCCACCUCAAGUUGACAAAAAUACGCUCAUAAUUUGUGUGGAUGAUGAUACUAGAAUACCUAAAGUAGAUGAGAAACAAGGCAAUGAAAAAUCAAAUGAAAAUUCUAGUGAUAUGGAGAUUGCCGAUGAAUCUGAUGCCGAGACUGCUAAUGAUUCAUUCUCUUCUCUAGGGGAUUCACAAACUGGUGAUGAUGAGAGGCCAGAAAAGGCUGAUCCUGCUGUGAUGCUGGAUAACAAAGACCCCUCUGAUGGCCAUACACAUGCACCCAGAUCGAAACCUGAGAACAAAUCAAGUAAUGUGCAGGACAAAUCAUCAGAAGAGUUGCCAAAGGAAAGCACUAAAGCUGAAAUAACGGGGAUUUCUCUGCUGGCCCCCAAGAUUUCCAUUGAUAAUUUGAAAAACAUGAAAGUCCAUCCGAAACCAAUAUCGGAUUUGUCUGAAGAUGCCAAUGGCCGAGUAAUUGGUGAGGCUCCCAAUGGGAUUAACAGUGUUUGUGGUAAUGAAGACGCAGUCAAUACAAUGCAAACUGACACACCUGCUUUAGACCAAAAGGUUGAGGAAAUGGAAAACAGGAUAAAGAACCUUGAAACCGAACUAAGAGAAGUGGCUGCGCUUGAAAUUUCUCUCUAUUCUGUGGUGCCCGAGCACGGUAGCUCGGCACACAAGGUGCAUACACCCGCAAGGCGCCUUUCUAGGCUCUAUAUCUAUGCUUGCAAAUAUUGGUCCCCAGACAAGCGAGCUACUGUGGCUAGAAACACUGUCUCUGGGCUUGUUACCGUUUCAAAGUCAUGCGGCAAUGACGUGUCCAGGUUGACUUUUUGGUUGUCCAACACUGUUGUGUUGAGGGAAAUCAUAUCUCAGGCUUUUGGAAGUUCCUGCCAGUCCAGUGCCUUAACGAAAAUAUUCGAGUCGGGUGGAGGCGAAACAAGGUCUUCCCAGCUUAAACCGAAGACCAGUAUUGGGAGCAGACAGUCAAAAAAGCAGAGCUUCUUCCAGUUUGUUGAUGAUUGGCAAGAAACAAGAACUUUCACAUGUGCCUUGGAGAAAGUCGAAUCAUGGAUAUUUUCACGGAUAGUCGAGUCCAUAUGGUGGCAGACUCUGGCGCCCAAUAUGCAAUCACAUGCUGGUAAUUCCAUGUCAAAAAACUGUGCUGAGAAGUUGCUGGGCCCACCCCUUGGUGAUCAAAAACAAGGAAACUUCUCCAUUGAUCUGUGGAAUAAUGCCUUUCACGACGCUAUCAAAAGACUUUGUCCUGUUCGAGCCGGGGGGCAUGAAUGUGGUUGCUUACCUGUGCUAGCAAGAAAGGUGUGUAAGUUUAAUAAUGGUAUUACCCUUUGCCAGGCCUGCUCCAUGGAUGUAGGUUCUGUGAUGGAACAAUGUAUUGGAAGGCUAGAUGUGGCCAUGUUCAAUGCUAUUCUCCGUGAGUCGGCCUAUGAGAUUCCCACUGAUCCCGUAUCUGAUCCAAUCUUGGAGUCCAAGGUUUUGCCUAUACCUGCUGGGGAUUUGAGUUUUGGAUCCGGGGCUCAGCUUAAAAAUGCUGUCGGCAAUUGGACAAGAUGGUUGUCUGAUAAUCUUGGCAUGGAUUCUGACGAGAAGAAUAGCCUUGAUGAUGAUCAGAGGAUUAGUGAGGAACCCAAAACCUUCCCUCUACUCAACUCCUUGAGUGAUCUCCUCAUGCUUCCCAAAGAUAUGCUUAUGGAACGAACGAUAAGACUGGAGGUAUGUCCAUUAAUCAGUCUCCCAUUGGUUAAGAGGAUACUUUGCAACUUCUCUCCCGAUGAGUUCUGUCCGGAUCCUGUUCCUGGUGCUGUGUUAGAAGCUGUCAAUGCUGAGUGCAUCAUGGAGCGUAGAUUAUCGGGAGACACUCCCAUUAGCUUCCCUUUCCCAGCUGCUCCAGUCGUGUACACAGCCCCUUUCCCAUCCGACAUAUCAGAGAAAGUUGCUGAGGCGGAUGAAAAUCCUCGGUUGUCACGAAAUCAAUCAGCCGUGCAGAGGAAAGGGUACACCAGUGAUGACGAGCUGGACGAGCUGGAGUCUUGUCUCAGUUCUGUUAUCGACAAGCCACCUCAGUCCCCCACUGCUGUUGUAAGAGGCGCAAAAACGGCUUAUGGUUGGGCAAACGCUAGGUAUGACCUUCUUCGUGAGGUCUGGCAAACCAUAUAAUACUUACUAGUGUGUGUUCUAUGGUUAAUACGGUUAAUGUGAAUGAAAAAUUGUAGAGAAAUAUUUCAUUACUGUGUACAUUUCUAUUGGAAGAAGGAAAUCACAUGUGAGAGACUGUUCACAUAAAAGAUUUGGCGCUAUAAUUUUUGUUUUUUUAAAUUUAUUUAUUUUGAAAUUAAAAAUUAAUUUCAAUAGAGUGCUUGG